This is a messenger RNA of Chelmon rostratus (copperband butterflyfish), 1302 nucleotides long. It is a transcript of the gene hsd17b14, whose product is annotated as hydroxysteroid (17-beta) dehydrogenase 14. The transcript has 9 exons. Gene Ontology annotation, cellular component: cytosol. Gene Ontology annotation, biological process: steroid catabolic process. The coding region runs from base 153 to 947 and encodes 264 amino acids. Lineage: Eukaryota; Metazoa; Chordata; Actinopteri; Chaetodontiformes; Chaetodontidae. The record is from RefSeq and is a predicted model, not a curated record. Gene Ontology annotation, molecular function: estradiol 17-beta-dehydrogenase [NAD(P)+] activity.
GAAAGAGACGCAGACGUGCAGUGACAAUCAGAGCAAAGACAGUAAUAAAUAACGCUGAUCGUCUCCUGCAGCGCAGCAGAAAGGGUUUGUUUGACAGCAGCGCAGUUUUGCGUCGUUUUACGACAAGUUUUAUCACCAUCACCAGAACCAAGAUGUCCCUCCGCUACCACAACAAAGUUGUGAUUGUCACCGGAGGAUCCAAAGGUAUUGGCAGAGGGAUUGUCAGAGUGUUUGUGGCAAAUGGUGCCAAAGUGGUGUUUUGUGCAAGAGCAGGUGCAGGAGGUGAAGCUCUGGAGGCAGAGCUAAACAAAACAGGGCCAGGCUCAUGUAAAUAUGUCAUCUGUGACGUCUCCAAAGAGGAGGACAUCAAGAGAUUGAUUGCUGUCACAGCGGAGCAUUAUGGACACAUUGACUGCCUGGUCAACAACGCAGGGUGGCACCCACCUCAUAAACCUACUGACGACACCACAGCUGAGGAGUUCAGGGACCUGCUGAAUCUGAACCUCAUCAGCUACUUCUUGGCUUCUAAAUAUGUGUUGCCGUACCUACGACAGCGUCAGGGAAACAUCAUCAAUGUUUCCAGUCUGGUGGGCUCCAUCGGUCAGAAAGAUGCUGCACCGUAUGUCGCCACCAAGGGGGCGAUCAUUUCCAUGACAAAGGCCAUGGCUGUGGACGAGAGUCGUUACAACGUGCGAGUGAACUGCAUCUCUCCAGGUAAUGUGCUCACACCUUUGUGGGAAGAAUUAGCAGCACAGACACCAGAUGCUGCUGCAGCCAUUAAACUCGGAGAAAAUUAUCAGCUGCUGGGACGUAUGGGCUCUGAGGCUGAAUGUGGACUGGCUGCCUUAUAUCUCGCUGCAGACGCUACGUUCUGCACCGGGAUUGACCUGCUGCUGAGUGGAGGAGCUGAACUCAACUACAGCUUCAAGAGCCAGAUCCCACCCUGACUGUCCUGGUCUCCACAAUCUCCUCAAUGUUGUGAUAUUGCUGGUUUAACAUGUUAAUUUGUUUAACAGAGAUUAUACAUAUGUUGAAGUGCACUGGUUAGAGAUGAAUACUACAUGGUUAUGAAUACGAUUAAUUUACUUGAGCAAAGUGCCUGCCUGAGAUAAAUCAGCUCAGAGUUUUGGCAUCCUGGCCAACUGUGAAACAAGACCUGCACCACGCCCGCCGAUCCACCAAUCAGCAUCAACCUGUGUGACCUACAAUAACCUCCCCUUUUGGUCGACUGGUGUCCGCCAAUCAGAUGUUACGCUUUCAUCACGCCUCCCCUGACUUCCUUACUAACAUUUCUGCUGUUAA